UCACCUUUUACAGGUCUCGAUCUCCCCCGCGCUUUUGUGCGUCAGCCCAACACCCUCAUGAAAACCACCACCUCACCUCCUCUUCCUCACCCCCACCGCCGCCCCUAAGUUUCCCACCCCGAACCUUCUAGAACCUUCCUUCCAUGGCCCCGCCCCCGUCCAUGGCCUCCUCCACCCCCGAUCGUGCCGACGCGGGCGAGCCGGCGUCCUCGCUCCGCCUCCGCCGCGCACCCUCCGCCGACCCCGACGCCGGCGACACCUCCGGCUGCUGGAGGGAUAACGGCGAGCAGCACCCGCCGCCGAAUCCGCAGCAGCAGCACGAGAUGUUCUGCUAUCGCGCGUCGGCGCCCGCCCACCGCCGCGUCAAGGAGAGCCCCCUCAGCUCCGACGCCAUCUUCCGGCAGAGCCAUGCAGGUCUUCUGAAUCUAUGUAUUGUUGUGCUGAUUGCAGUGAACAGCAGACUUAUUAUUGAGAAUUUAAUGAAGUAUGGCCUACUAAUAAGAGCUGGAUUUUGGUUUAGUGCAAGAUCUCUGGGAGAUUGGCCCCAUCUGAUGUGCUGUCUCACUUUACCAGUUUUCCCACUUGCGGCACUCAUGGCUGAGAAGUUGAUUCAAAGAAAGCUCAUUAGUGAACGUGUGGUUAUUCUUCUCCAUAUCAUUAUUACAACAUCUGUCAUUGUCUAUCCGGUUGUUGUAAUUCUUAUGUGUCACACAGCAGUAUUAUCUGGAUUUGUGUUGAUGUUUCUUGCAAGCAUCAUGUGGUUGAAGCUUGUCUCUUAUGCUCAUACAAAUUAUGAUAUACGGAUAUUGUUGAAAAGUAUUCAAAAGGGUGCUACGCCUAUCAAUACUAUUGAUCCUGAGAACAUUAAAGAUCCAACCUUUCAAAGUCUAGUGUACUUCAUGUUGGCCCCAACACUUUGUUACCAGUCAACUUAUCCCCGAACUACAUUUAUUAGGAAGGGCUGGGUGAUCCGACAACUUGUAAAGUGUGUGGUUUUUACAGGCUUGAUGGGAUUCAUAAUUGAGCAAUACAUGAAUCCAAUUGUGAAGAAUUCCAAGCAUCCACUGAAAGGGAAUUUCUUGAAUGCUAUAGAGAGAGUCUUGAAACUAUCAAUACCAACAUUAUACGUAUGGCUUUGCAUGUUCUAUUGCUUUUUCCAUUUAUGGUUGAACAUUCUUGCAGAAGUCCUUUGUUUUGGUGAUCGUGAAUUCUAUAAGGACUGGUGGAACGCCAAAACAGUUGAAGAGUACUGGAGAAUGUGGAACAUGCCUGUUCAUAAGUGGAUCAUUCGACAUAUAUAUUUCCCAUGCAUAAGGCGUGGUUUGUCAAAGGGUGUAGCGAUUCUAAUCUCAUUUCUGCUUUCAGCUGUAUUUCAUGAGAUAUGUAUUGCUGUGCCGUGCCACAUUUUCAAGUUCUGGGCAUUUAUUGGGAUCAUGUCUCAGAUACCGCUGGUAUUCUUGACGAGAUAUCUUCAAGAUAAGUUCAAGAACCUAAUGGUGGGCAAUAUGAUCUUUUGGUUCUUCUUCAGCAUACUCGGGCAACCGAUGUGUGUUCUUUUGUACUACCACGAUGUCAUGAACAGGCAAGUCCAGGCAAGUAGAUAGCUCCAUCGAAACAUGUACCGUAAUACGGAUCCUCAGAGGCAAAUCGACUUGGCAAGAAGAAGCAACAGCCUCCUUGUCAUUUUUACCAUCAGCUAGUCAGCUUGCUAAUGCUCCCAUUCCAUGCGGCAUGCCGGGGACGCAGCGUGUACAUUGCCAAUGAUGUGUCAGUGAUGCAACCUGAAGGUCAUCUCUAACAGUUCCGACAUGUGGACCCUGUACACUUUUCAGUUUACAUGUCAGCCGUGCUGUGUGCAUAUUGUCGUGUUAGAUGUAACGUGUGUGUAACAUGAAACAUCAGCCUUGAGGUCCCUAUGAGAAAAAGGAUCACGUUGAGUGAGACAUUUGUGUAUUAACUUGGCUGGAAAGAAUAAUGAGGCAUCGCAUCAUCCCCUUGUUAAAAUUUCAUGCACCUGUUUUCUCUCAGGCCAACUGAACCAUGGAAAUAUCAGGCAUCAAAUCCAGGAGAAGAGUGCCACCCGGAGCAUUUGAUUUGAGGACAAUAUAAGGUUCAAUUUACAGCUUUAUACGAUUACGCAACAGUAGAGCAUCUAUUGGUACGAACAGAAAAAUCUACAGGGAAGCUUCUUAUUUGUUUUUGCCACCCUUUAUUAUUUGGUUUCUCUUUGUUACUUGUUCAGUUCUCUAUCAUAUAUCCCUGUGAUUUAGAUUUAUAUUUUUUGCCUUUUAUACGGAUUUGACAAUUAGAAAACUUGAUUCAAACGACUUUCAGAACGGAAAGCUGGAUUGAGAGAAAAGGGAGCAAUGCUGCUGCGGCCUAGAUUGAGAGAAGAGGACGUGGCGUGGGCCCUGCAGCACCGGUCUACCACCCGUUAGAAAGGCGUGAAGUGGCUAUUUUUUUUUUAUAUAUUUUUGUCCAAUUCGGAAAAUGUACUAAGAGUGAGGUAGAUUUUUUCAAAUUAUUCCGGCCACAUGCCUGUUUUUUUCUUCAUACUCUCAUAUGCCAGUUAAAAAAAUGUACAUCACAUAAGCUGCAGAACUUUGCUUUCA
Messenger RNA from Phragmites australis (common reed), 2612 nucleotides. Its product is annotated as diacylglycerol O-acyltransferase 1-2-like. Gene Ontology annotation, molecular function: diacylglycerol O-acyltransferase activity. Lineage: Eukaryota; Viridiplantae; Streptophyta; Magnoliopsida; Poales; Poaceae. The record is from RefSeq and is a predicted model, not a curated record. The transcript has 16 exons. Gene Ontology annotation, biological process: triglyceride biosynthetic process. Gene Ontology annotation, cellular component: endoplasmic reticulum membrane; chloroplast envelope. Bases 144 to 1604 code for a protein of 486 amino acids.